Coturnix japonica (Japanese quail) is the source of this 5410-nucleotide messenger RNA. Its product is annotated as regucalcin-like. The record is from RefSeq and is a predicted model, not a curated record. Gene Ontology annotation, molecular function: gluconolactonase activity; enzyme regulator activity; calcium ion binding. NCBI's taxonomy places the organism in Eukaryota, Metazoa, Chordata, Aves, Galliformes, Phasianidae. Gene Ontology annotation, biological process: L-ascorbic acid biosynthetic process.
CAGGUCAUUCUAUGAUUCUACGAACUUCUUUUCUUUUUAUUGUUUAUUCUUCUGUUUCAUUUGCAAUUUGCUUUAUGCCCCCAUCCUCUGCUCCAUGUGUGGGGUGGUUGCAGGCAGGCACCUUGGGCACAUACCUCUGUGCCCACUGCUCUGGGAGGGUAGGCAGGCACAGGAGACUUAGCUAAAGAUUCUAGGAAGAAUUGUCGUCUCUCCCUUCCAUAAGAUACCUGCUGCACUUCUUCCUACUGGUUUCAUAGGCACUGAGUGGUGAGGAAGAGCCCACUCUGCUGGCAGAGCUGUACUUACCACAUUGCCAGAACCCAGCAGGACUGCGCUGCGGCAGCCCUCGAUGCCAAAGCCAGAGCUACCUCCAGUGCCCUGGGAACUGGGUCAUAUUCUAACUGGAGCUUCCUGACAGAGCAUGGGCCCACACAUGGUCUGAGAGGUUUCUAUUGCUCGGCCUUCCCUCCCACCUACUGGCUCCCUGCAUGGGGAAGGCUUCCUGGCUUUUGUUCAGUCCCUGCCUUAUUAAUGGCACUUACUUGAUUUCAUGUAGGGUUGAGCAAGAGCCCAAUGACAGGAGAAACUGUAUCAGGAGGAGCAGCUGCUGUGCCCUGAGGGGUUUUUCAUCCUCGUGACCAAAAUCUAUAGUCAUAGGUGAAGCAUAUUUAUUCCCAACCAAGCUGGGGAAAUCUCAAAUGAUCCUUUGCAGGCAAAAGAGCUCUGCCAGAAUAAAAGCAGGUAGCGCUGUGUGCCUGGGGAGCUGCAGCUCUUCCCAGCUGAAGGUUGGGAAGGGGUCAUAUCUAUCCUACAGCAGGGAACCCUCAAGGAGAGGAGUCCUCCUCUGGUUUUUGGACAGUGCCAUUGAGUGGACUUCUGGGGUGAGUGGCUUUCUGGAGUGUGUUAGUGACUGUGCUUUCACAAGCUCUAACCAUGUUGCUUGUUCCCAGGACUGCGCUGCUGACUGCAGGUGGGGACUGUCAGGCUGAAGAAAGACUUUAAGGGCUGGGGAUGGCCAAAUUAUACGCAAAGCAAAGUUUCCAGAGGGAGUAAAGUUGGACUGUACUGUAAGGAGAAGAAGCGAUGCAAGGAUAAUUCAGGGUCUGGUGGAAAAAAGGAGAGGAACGACAGAUUUGCUGAGCGCUUGCAUUGCUGCAGUAACAAAUUCAGUGCUAUUGUCUGAGUGCAUGCCUGUAGGUAACACGAGAGAAAUAACAGUAUUUAAACACUGCAUUAAUAUGCAUGGUGCGCUAGUGCCUUGCUACGCUCCACCUGCUGCACUGUUGGGAAGAGCUGGGGCUUAUAAAAGCAGCGCCGGAGCAGAUCAGCAAGGCUAGAGCCCAGCAGGAAGCGCUGCAAGGGAGUGGGUAGCUCCAGACACAGGUACAGGUACAGGUGUGCAUGGCCAACUUUGCUUUAUGUUCGUGCUUUGCAAACUGACGGAGUUAAAGGCAGAUGAAAGUACAUGGCGGGGGUUGCUGCAGGUUUGCACCACUUGUGCCCAGAGACCACAAAGCCUUUGAGAUGGCCUCUGGGAAGGCAGGCACUAGGGACAUCAAAACGGUGCCCUGGGCUGGGAGACAUGAUGCUUGGAGUAGUGGUAGAUGAGGAGUCAGUGGGGUGGGAGGCAGAAAGGCACAAAGAGAUGGUGGAGAAUGGACUGGGGGCAGAACUCUGUUGGGAUCCAGGUGCACUGGUGAGUAUAUCAUGGUUAGCAGGCAUGGUGGGGGUGGGCUGGUACUUGUACUGGGUGAUUAUUGAACUCUUUUCCAACCUUAAUUCUAUGAUUCUGUGGUAGAGGUGGAAGGUUUGUGCUGUGCUUCAGCCUGGAGCUUGUCCUCAGCCUGGGCACAGCUGUGAGAGCAUGGCAGGAGCUGGGGCUGGGAGUGCUACUGGCUUUGGUGAGGAACGUUAGAGUUGGUCUCUGGCUUAGGGCUCUGAAGUUUUUAUCUCUGGGUUUGAAACGAUGAUGGCUGUGGUCUAACUCAGUUAUUUGCUUAUCUUGGGUGAGUAAUUUGAGCACGAACUUAGUGUGUUUGUUACAUUCCUACAUAGGUAAGGAAAUGCAUUGCUCCUGUGUGCCAGUUCAGGACAGGCUUCUGCCAGGGGCCAGAAUGCUGUGAGUGGCUGUGGCUGUCCCCAGCUGGGCUCUGUCCCUGCCAUGUCCCUAUCUGCUCCUCACAUUGUUAUCACCUUUAAAUCAUAAAAUGUUCCAAGUUGGGAGGAUCAUCAAGUCCAACUCCUGACUCCACACAGGACCACCCUCCCUCUGCAGCAUAGGGCUGGGUGGGAAGAGGCACUCAGCAUCACCCGCCUGUAAUUCCAUAGACCAGAAAAUGGCCAAUGCCAGACAAGGGGGAAAAAUAAAGUCUGGGAAGCCACCUCAACAUGCCUUUUUGUCACCCGAAAUACUUGUUUGCCCCUAAACUGUGGAAGACAGAGCUAGCCCCAGGGCAUGUGUGUAGUGCUGUGUCUGUCUUCCUCUCCUGCUCUCAUGACACAAGAAAACACUGAGCAAGGACUUUUCCCAUCAUAUGUUGUGCUGCUCGGCCCAUGGCCUCUCCUGCUGACUGCAUGGAAAGCACAGCCGGCUUCCUGCCCGCUGCUGAUAGCAUCAGCUCUUACUCAUUUUUAAUCAGCUCUGAAAACAGCAGCCAGUUUCAUGUUGGAAAAGAGGCAUCAGCCCCAGUCCUGCAAUCCUUUCCUCAGCAGGUGUGUUGUUUUGAUUACCCGUGGAGUUUCGCACUGGUGCCCUACAGCUUGGUGGAAGCGAUCAGCUGAUGGCCCGGGGAAGAUGGUGCUUACAGUUCCUCACUGUACACGGCUGCUGUUGCUCUGUAUUUGCAUUAAAGCUUCAGCUGUCUGUUGUCUUUUUCAGAGCUGUGGCUUGACAUUAAAAAUAAAUUGAUGUCUGCCAGCAGGGGAGGGAGUAAAACGGUAAAGGAGCCUUGUAAGGCCAGUUGUUGACUUGUACUGGCUUUGCUUUUCAUUUUCAAGUGGAUGUUUUGACAUUAGUUCUUCAUUCCUAAGAGGAAAUAGCGCAUACGGCCUCACUCCUAUAAGGGGUUCAGGAGGCUGAAAUGCUGAUGACAUUCUGUAGAGGGGACACAGCCAGAGUGAUUGGGGUGUUUUUAGCCUCUUGUACUCCUUUUGGGGAGAAUAUGGCAGGAUUUGGUGGUUUCUGCUUGGAAGUAUUAUUUGUUUUCUUGCACGCUCAUUGCUGACAUGUUAGUGCUGUGGGCAGCAGCUGUGAGGUGCUGCACAAAAAUGGGGUUUUAGGAGGUUGUUUUUUUUUCUGGCACCUCGUAGUGUAUUUGGAUUUUUACUUUAGACAUGAUGUUGCCUGCAUCUUUCUUCAGCAGUCUGGUGUCAAAGCAGAGACCCAGAGAUGCUCUGUAUAUAUUGCAUAUAAAAGGUGUAUGGACAUAGCAAUUGGGCAAAGAACCAAUGAAGUCUAAGAGCUGCCACCCCAUACCUUAAUGUGUACAUACAAAAUCGCUUCUUAGUGAUUAAUAUGUUGGUCCCUCACUCGCAGCAUCUUCUUCAGACACUGUUUCUGGGGAGAGAAGGAUAUAUUCUAUAUUCAAUUGUACUGCCCUCACCUUGGGACCAAAGUGCCAGAAUGGUCCCUGCCUCCCAAAUGCGGACAUUUUCACUCAUGGUGGUUACUGGCUCUUCCCACUUAACUUUGAAGUGUAUUUAGUGCUAAUGAAUUAUCAGCAAAUCUUAUCCUCAGCUCACCUGCUGGGAAACAAUGCCUGCAAACAAUAGUAAGUUAUAGGAAGAGUGUUGUGUCAGGGGCUGGCCGGCUCCCAGGGCACAUCUCUCAUCUCUGAUGGGUGGGUGCAGCAAUGGCACCUCUGUGAGUGCUGAUUGUGGGAGCCAAGGCCCCCUCUGUUUUGCAAUAGCUGCGUAAAGGUGGUGAUUGCUCAAACCAGAGCAGGUAGGAUAAAACCUGAGACCAUGUCUACAGGAGCCUCCUAUAUUACUCUACUGUUUGGGAUUUGAGGGGCUUUGCCAAUCACAAAUUCCGCUUUCAAGCAUUGUCAGUAUGAAAAAUGCACAGACGGAGAGCAUUUUGUUAAACCAGUUCCUGACUCUCUCCCCCUCAAGCCAUGUCCUCCUCCAUCAGAAUUGAAUCUGUCGUGAAGGAGAAGAACCGGAUGGGAGAAUGCCCAGUCUGGGAAGAACGGGAGAACGCACUUGUCUACGUCGACAUUAAUGGCCAAAAAGUCUGCCGCUGGAGCGCAGUCAGCCGCGAGGUGCAGUGCGUGUCUGUGGAUGCCCGUGUCAGCUCUGUGGCCCUGCGGCAGCCCCAGGGCUAUGUCAUCACCCUGGGCACCAGGUUUGCCUUUCUGGACUGGGACACCCAGAAGGUCACCACCAUCCUUGAGCUUGAGCAGGAUAAACUCAACAACAGGUUCAAUGACGGCAAAGUGGAUCCAAAGGGGAGGUACUUUGCUGGCACGAUGGCUGAGGAGACGGCACCAGGGGUCCGAGCAAGACGGCAAGGGGCUCUCUAUACUCUUUUCCCUGACCUAUCAGUAAUAAAACAGUUAGACCAAGUGGACAUCUCCAAUGGUCUGGACUGGUCCCUGGACCACAGGACCUUCUUUCACAUUGACAGCCUGGCGUAUGCUGUGCAUGCCUUCAGCUAUGAUGUGCACACUGGAAAGAUCGCCUGCCCCAGAAUGGUGUACCACCUGGAGGAGGAGGAGCGGAUGCCUGAUGGGAUGUGCAUUGAUGUGGAGGGGAAGCUCUGGGUGGCCUGCAUUGAUGGCGGAAGAGUGAUCCGCAUUGAUCCAGAGACAGGAAAAAGAAUCCAAACUGUGAGGCUGCCAACUUCAAGGAUCACCUCCUGCUGCUUUGGAGGAAAGGACUACGCGGAGAUGUAUGUGACGUCUGCCUACGAUGGGCUGGACGAGGCCACCCUCGCCAAGGAGCCUCAAGCAGGAGAGAUCUUCAAGAUAACAGGGCUGGGUGUUAAAGGGAUCCCACAGAAUUAUUUUGCUGCUUAGAAGACACCACUAAGCAACAAAUGAGAAGUGCUUGUCUCUUGUAGUAAUUCUGGGAAGGAGAAGUCCAAUGAACUACAGAAUCCAUCCCUGUGAGGAUUUCUAAACCCGUGAUUGAGAAUGUGCUUGUUUUGAACAGAAGAUAUUCCUCCUUCUGUGGGCCCAAUAUUUUAGAGAGGUAAAGUGUUACAACUUGACAUCUUUUGUGACUUCACAUAAACCUCUUUGAGCUUGAGCUUAGUUUUUUUUGAGCUUUCUGAUGACCGGCUCUGGAGUUUCAUGUCUCUGUGGUUCCCAAAGCAGAUAUGGCUCCUGUUCUGUUUCUUCAUGAGACAAUGAUGGAAGAGAAACAAUAUGGCUGAUUAUAAUACACAUUUUGAGAGUGGUAACUGGAA